ACAUUGUCCUUGCUGUGCGUCAGGAAUACGUCGCCAUUGGCAAUGAUGUCAUAACUCUUCAUACUGGUGAUGAGAUAGCAGUAAUCCCCCCCAUCAGUGGUGGUUAACAUCCUGAAAAUUGGAGGUAUGGUAUGAUGGAUGCUGCUAUGGAAGAAAAGAAUAAGGAGCCUUAUGACUUUAUUAGAUUAUGUAAAGAAAAACUAUCUACUGAGGAGGUGAUGCAGUUGGUGGUUUCUCCAAGCUGUGGCGCUGUGUCCAUUUUUGUAGGAACUACGAGGAACAAUUUUGAAGGAAAGAAAGUUGUGCACCUCGAGUAUGACGCAUAUGUGCCCAUGGCAGAAAUGGAGAUUAAGAAAAUCCUGACUGAUAUCAGGCAGAAAUGGCCGUCUAUCAGGAAUAUGGCUGUCUCUCAUAGACUCGGCUCAGUCCCAGUAACGGAGGCCAGCGUUGUCAUUGCGAUUUCCUCCCCACACAGAGAAGAUUCCCUGGAUGCUGUGAAGUACUGUAUAAACUCAUUGAAAGCCACCGUGCCUAUAUGGAAGAAGGAAGUGUAUGAAGAAGAAGGUGCCUCCUGGAAAGAAAAUAAAGAAUGUUUUUGGAGAAAGGAGGAUGACAAAUGAUGAAAAUCUCAGAGCCUCACGGCCCCUUUUUUAAAAUUAAAUUU
Molecule: messenger RNA, 664 nt
Organism: Bufo bufo (common toad)
Lineage: Eukaryota; Metazoa; Chordata; Amphibia; Anura; Bufonidae
Product: molybdopterin synthase catalytic subunit-like
Exons: 5
Coding region: 132-620 (162 amino acids)
Biological process (GO): Mo-molybdopterin cofactor biosynthetic process
Cellular component (GO): cytosol
Molecular function (GO): molybdopterin synthase activity
Source: RefSeq, a predicted model, not a curated record